AUGCGUAUACAAGCAAUCCUCAGCCUCCUUUCGUCCACGCCUUAUGUCCAGGAAUACUUCAACGUCACUCACAAUGUCUUGAACCAUCUUGGCAGCAUCUCUCCGUAUCAUCGUGCUCGCCAUCACGAUGCUUCACAAAUUGAUUCAGAACUACCUAGCGACUGUACCGUUAACCAAGUAAUGCUUAUGCACCGUCAUGGCUCUCGUGGUCCCAUUGGCGAGCACAGAUACAUAGAGCGGUUGGUUCAGACACUCGAUAACGCAGCGGAUGUUAUACAGGAAGCAGAACUACCUCGCGAGCUCGAGUUUCUGAGAGCAGGGUAUAGUUCUAACCUGACGCCGCAUAACCUGACUAUACUUGGGCGCAAGGAACUCUUCGACCAUGGCGUUGAGUUCGCAUUGAAGUAUCCACACCUGACAACCGACGUCGUCCUAUCCAGCGAUUCGGAUCGCGUGGUCGAGUCUGCACAUUGGUUUGCACUGGGUUUCUUCGGACUUGAUCCAGAUGUUCGCAUCAUAACUGUCGGUGACACAGAUGAUCCUGUUUCUUGGAUCACUCCUGCACCAGGACCCGCUUGUCCUAAAUUUGACUACAGUUUUGGAAGGCAGGCGACGUUGACGUGGAGCAAACACUAUUUGCCUGCAAUCACUGAUCGCCUAAACAUGUUUCUACCUGGAGUCGGAUUCGCUGAAGAUGAUAUUCAUGGGGCUUUGUUUGCCUGUGCCUAUGACAUGGCUGCUCAUGGUGUUUCCCCUUGGUGUGGCGUUUUUCGACCCGACGAACUGGCUAAUUUCGAAUACGAGAGGGACAUCUUAAUGGAUGCUUCAUGCGCUUACACUUUACCAGAUAAUAUGGCCCCCCUCGUGGGGACGGUGUUUGUGAAUAAGCUGAUUGAGCGCUUCACAGAUUCUAAGGGAGAUAGCCGCCCGUUGUAUCUUGAAUUCGGGCAUGAUGUCACAAUUUUGCUUGCUCUAUCGGCCGUAGGUCUAGCAAAAGAUGAUCCACCUCUGUCCCCCAACGAGUUGCGUCCCGACCGGAAGUUCCGGACAUCUGAACUUACACCUUUCGCCGCCAAAAUGGUUUGGGAAAAAUUUACAUGCACAAACUCAUACGAUGGACCUCAGAUCCGCCUUAUCCUAAACGACGCCACCCUUCCUUUGUCUAUCUGCGGUAAAGAUAUGGAUGCUAGACUUGGAACAUGCUCCCUCGAUACUUUCGUCAAUGCGAACCAUUACAGCACAAGUAUUCGGUUCCAAGAUAAGACCUGGAACGCGACUUGUGGUGUUUGA
Suillus paluster is the source of this 1290-nucleotide messenger RNA. Its product is annotated as phosphoglycerate mutase-like protein. NCBI's taxonomy places the organism in Eukaryota, Fungi, Basidiomycota, Agaricomycetes, Boletales, Suillaceae. The record is from RefSeq and is a predicted model, not a curated record. The transcript is spliced from 7 exons. Gene Ontology annotation, molecular function: acid phosphatase activity. The coding region runs from base 1 to 1290 and encodes 429 amino acids.